CAUGUUUGUUGGACUGGGAAUGGAGCCGUCAAUCACUUGCUUGAGGACGUUAGGCUAUCUGGAACCCAUCAAUCCGUCCCGAGAUCUCACAAUAUUGGAUUGGGAUGACAAUGUGGAGAUGUCGCUACUGCUGGUGAUUGGAUCUGUGAUCUUAAUGCAGCUGCUGCUCCUCAUUUAUGUUGUCCUCAGCACCGUGCAACCUUGCGUCAUCUACCGGCAGCAGCGCAACGAGAGCAACCGUCGACGGUACCGCAACUUCAUCGUACACCGCCUGCUGGCACAGCUCGAUCAAGCCCUGAUGCGGCGCCCAGACGCUGGCGAGGAGCUCAACUCGUGUAUUGAGGCCAAACAGAGGGCCGAGUCAGCGAUUCGUUUGUUCUGGUGCGAUGCCGCAAAGGUGCUCUAUCCCGAACAUGAAUUGGACUCAUUGACAGCCAGUGAUAUGUAUUUCGUCCUCCUGGACGAGGAGGCGGAACUGAAUUCCGCUGGCUAUGCCAGCGUCGAUUUUAAUGUAACGGCUUCAUUCCUGGAGAGCCUAAUGUAUCCAGAGCGUGCCAACACUUGCCGUACAAAUCAAAUAAAAUCGUAAAACACUCA
Molecule: messenger RNA, 597 nt
Organism: Drosophila grimshawi
Lineage: Eukaryota; Metazoa; Arthropoda; Insecta; Diptera; Drosophilidae
Exons: 1
Coding region: 2-589 (195 amino acids)
Source: RefSeq, a predicted model, not a curated record